CGCAUCUGUGUGUCGCCUGUCGUUCAGUUGCCUACCUUGGCUAAGUGGUUAUGUCGGUGAUCUAUCCGAGACACGGGUCCUUGGCUGCUAUCAACGAAAAACAGUGAGACAUUUGUCAAGAGGCCCGUUUUUUUGCAAAUGUUGUCGUGGCAUUUUCAAAAGCUAACUUUCUAUAAACAUCACAGUAAUGUGUGAAGCUACUUUUGGCAUCUUGGAUAUUGAAGCAUUACAAACUGGACCUCUGCAGUAGGUAUUCCAGUCCACCAAUCCAUGGACUGAGUGGUGGAAGGCCAACUUUACGCCAGUGAUUCCACACAAGGCAGGUUCCAAAGUUUUUUUGUCAAAAGUUUGGGUAAAAAUGGCAUCAAGAUCGCAGGAAAUUCUGAACGAUGGACGCUUCAGUCAGGUGAUGACGGACCCCAGGUUCUGGGAAAUGCCCGAUAAGGAACGCAAGAUCAAGAUUGAUAAAAGAUUUCAGGGAAUGUUUCACGACAAGAAGUUCAAACUGAAUUACACAAUGGAUAAGAGAGGAAGGCCAAUCAACCACAGUACCACAGAGGACCUGAAGCGAUUUUAUGACUUGGACUCCGACGACUCUGACCUGGGUGAAAGCGAAGGCAAAAAGAAGAAAAGGAAAGGGAUGGGGAAAAAAUUGAAACAGAAAGAAAAAAGCGGUCCUGACGUAGAUGCAAAAGACAGCUCAUUUGUCAAAAAGAAGAGAAAGCAGGAGAGAUUUUUAAAGUCUGAUGUGGGUGGGGUGGCAAGACAAAAAACAGGGAAAGAAUUGGAAACUGAGGAGUUGAUUGACGAUCUUGUUCAAGUCUCUAACAAGACUCCUGUUAAAAAGGAAAAGCUUAAAAGUACAGCAGGUGAAGUGGGCAUAAUAAAAGAUGAUAGUUCUAAAAGCAGCGAUGAAGAAAUGGAGCAAACGAGUGCAAAGCAACAGAAAUCUAUUUCCACCCAGAAGAAACAAAUGAAGAAAGUUAUCAACAGAAAUCAAGAUAAAAUGAAACAAUUAGAUGCAAGGAUUCAAGAAAGUAGUUUGACAAGUCUGAAAACUUCAGAAGAUGAAAUUGAAUUAGAAAGCAAUGGCACCUGUCAAGGUGACAGUGAUCACGCCGAAGACAGCUGGUUUGAGCAAGAAUCUUCAGGGUCAGGUAGCCAGAGCCAGGAGGAGGAAGAUGAAGAAACAGGAAACAGUGAAGAUGAUGAGGAAUUAACCACGGAAGACAGUGACAGUGGGCCAGACUUAGCCAGAGGGAAAGGGAAUGUUGAAACAAGCUCUGAUGAAGAUGAAUAUCUUGACCUAUCAUCAAAGGACCCAGAAAUUGAACAUGGCUGGGGAGAGCUGGCUCAGGAUGCUCCACGUGGAGAUACGGUGUCUCGACGAUUAGCAGUUUGCAACAUUGACUGGGAUAAAAUAAAAGCAAAUGACCUGUUGGUGUUAUUUAAUUCUUUCAUCCCUCAAGGAGGUGCUGUGUUGUCUGUGAAGAUCUACCCGUCAGAAUUUGGAAAGAAAAAGAUGAAAGAAGAGGAAUUGUGUGGACCUGUAGAGUUGCUAGACAAAAAUUUACCAGAAGAUGCUGAUGAAGACACUGAAGAACAAAGAGUUAUCAGGGAAAAAGUGCGAGAGCACCAAUUCAAACGGCUGAAGUAUUACUAUGCAGUGGUGGACUGUGAUUCUCCUGAAACUGCGAAUAAGCUUUAUGAAGAAUGUGAUGGGAUGGAGUUUGAGAGCAGCUGUUCUUUUCUGGAUCUCAGGUUUAUCCCAGAUGAACUAACAUUUGAAGAUGAGCCAAAGGAUGUUGCUGCAGAUGUGGAUUUGGCAGCAUACAAACCAAAAUAUUUCACAUCAACAGCACUCGGCACAUCAAAGGCGGAGCUGACAUGGGAUGAGACUGACCAUGAGCGUGUCACUACCUUGACGAAACGAUUUAAAAAGGAUGAGAUUGAGGAAAUGGAUUUCAAAGCAUACUUAGCUUCUUCGAGUGAGGAAGAUGAAGAAGCAGAUGUGGAGGAAGAAAAGGAGCAAGAGCAAGACAGUGACUUAAAAAGUGUGGCAGAAAGUAAAAUGACAAGUAAGGCAAAGAAGGACACUGAAGAACAGAUUUCAAAAUACAGAGAGCUAUUGAAAAAUAUACAAGGAAAGGAAGAAAGAAAUAAAGACAUGGAGAUGGAGAUCACCUGGAUUCCUGGUCUAAAAGAAACAACAGAAGCAAUUGUAAAGAAGAAACUGGAGAGAGGUAACGUACUGACGCCAUGGGAACAGUACUUGGAAAAGAGAAAGGACAAGAAGCAACAGAAGAGAAAGCAAAAGAACAAUAAUGAAGAUCAGGAGGUUAAAAAUGCUGAGAGACUAAGUGAUGAUGAGGUUCCAUCAGAUGUAGAUUUGAAUGAUUCUUUCUUCACAGAUGAACUGGGGCAGUCAGCAUUGCAGCAAAAGAAAAUGCACAAAAAGAUCAAAAAGUCAAUGGAUAAACCACUGACACCAGAGGAGGGUGAUUUAGAAAAGGAAAAGGCAAAAAUGGCCUUGCUUAUGAUGGACGAUGAAGAGGAAGACCGAAGACACUUCAAUUAUGACAAAAUAGUAGAACAGCAGAAUCUUAGCAAGAAGAAAAAGAAGAAAUUAAUUAAAAAGCAGGGACUCCUGAAAGAAGACAAUUUCCAGGUGGAUGUUGCUGACCCAAGGUUUCAAGCCAUAUACACUUCACACCUCUUUAACCUGGACCCUUCAGAUCCUGGUUUUAAGAAGACUAAUGCCACACAGUCAAUCUUGGAAGAAAAGUCCAGGCAAAGACAAGAGCAGCAGAAGCAGGCAGCAUCACUCAAUAGGAAAGAGAGAGAGGUUACUGGAGAAGAAACAAUGACAGCUGUGAAGAAACCCGUAGAUCAUGCACUUUCUUUGCUUGUAAAAUCAGUGAAAGCAAAAGCAGAACAAUUUCAGGCUCGAAAGAAACAAAAAACUAUGUAAUAGAAUCUGUGUGUAAAAAAGAAAAUUCAUUCAAAUUUUUGCAAAUAUACUUAAGUUUUGAUCGCUAACAAUGUACGUAUACAUCACUGGAAAUAAGCUUACUAAAAUAAGUUGUUCAGAUAGUUUUAAAUACUUCUCUCCUAGGUUUAAUGUAUCUCCAGGACUAAUAUCAUUAAUGUUAACUAGAAUAAUGUCUUUUACCAAUAGCUGUAUUUGAAUUAAAUUCUUCUGUCCACUGCUGGAACCCAAAA
This is a messenger RNA of Carcharodon carcharias (great white shark), 3222 nucleotides long. It is a transcript of the gene esf1, whose product is annotated as ESF1, nucleolar pre-rRNA processing protein, homolog (S. cerevisiae). The transcript is spliced from 15 exons. The record is from RefSeq and is a predicted model, not a curated record. The coding region runs from base 359 to 2971 and encodes 870 amino acids. Lineage: Eukaryota; Metazoa; Chordata; Chondrichthyes; Lamniformes; Lamnidae. Gene Ontology annotation, cellular component: nucleus. Gene Ontology annotation, biological process: rRNA processing. Gene Ontology annotation, molecular function: RNA binding.